This is a messenger RNA of Leucoraja erinaceus (little skate), 941 nucleotides long. RefSeq names its product superoxide dismutase 2, mitochondrial (gene sod2). Gene Ontology annotation, cellular component: mitochondrion. NCBI's taxonomy places the organism in Eukaryota, Metazoa, Chordata, Chondrichthyes, Rajiformes, Rajidae. The transcript is spliced from 5 exons. Gene Ontology annotation, molecular function: superoxide dismutase activity; metal ion binding. The record is from RefSeq and is a predicted model, not a curated record. The coding region runs from base 145 to 819 and encodes 224 amino acids. Gene Ontology annotation, biological process: superoxide metabolic process.
GGCUUCCAACCACUUGGCGGGCAGGUUCAUGUCCGGGUGAAGGGUGCAGGGGUGGGUCUAGUAGCAGCCAAAGAUUGGUUGGUAGCAGCUGAGCUAACGGCUGUGUCUCUCCGUGUCCUUGAGUGGCGCCCGGGCCCCGGCAACAUGCUCCGUGGAAUCGGCCAGCUCCGCAGAUGUGCUUUCAUCACUUCUCCAGCUUUGCGUUAUCUAGCAUCCAAGCAGAAGCAUACGUUGCCUGACCUGCCUUAUGAUUAUGCUGCAUUGGAGCCACACAUCAGUGCAGAGAUAAUGCAGCUGCAUCAUAGCAAGCAUCAUGCCACUUAUGUCAACAACUUAAACACUACUGAGGAGAAAUAUGCAGAGUCCUUAGCAAAGGGUGAUGUCACAGCUCAGGUUGCUUUGCAGCCUGCAUUACGAUUUAAUGGUGGUGGUCAUAUUAAUCACUCGAUCUUCUGGACUAAUCUGUCUCCGUCCGGUGGAGGGGAACCUACUGGAGAGCUAAUGCAAAUGAUCAAACGAGACUUUGGUUCCUUUGAGAAAUUGAAGGAGAUGAUGUCUACAAUGUCAGUGGGUGUUCAAGGCUCAGGAUGGGGCUGGCUAGGAUACAAAAAGGAUUCGGGAAGGUUACAGCUUGCAGCUUGUCCCAAUCAAGACCCUCUGCAAGGAACAACAGGUCUACAUCCCUUACUUGGAAUAGAUGUGUGGGAGCACGCCUAUUAUCUUCAGUACAAGAACGUAAGGGGUGAUUACCUAAAAGCUAUCUGGAACAUUAUCAACUGGGAAAAUGUUGAAGAGAGACUCAAAGCCGCCAUGAAAUGAAUGUCCUCAACUGGAAUUGGAGCAGCAGACAGAGUCCUAUCAGCACUCGUUUGGAUGUUGUUAUUAAACACAGUUUGCACUGUUAUGGGUGAUGUUUAAAACAUUAAAAUAUUUAAAAAAUA